AUGCAACGCGAUGUGACUUGUCACCGUCAAGCAGUCCGUAAAGCUGCCUCCAAAAACAUCGUGUCCAAGGAGGAUCAGAAGAACUUCCGCAGGGAGGUUCGUCUGAUCCUCCCCGCCAAGAUCAAGUCUCUAAAAAAAGGUUCAGUCGAGAGCCUUCACCAGGUGUUCGGCUUGUUGACCGGAUACUUUGUAUCCAUGUCCGGUCAUCGGGCCGGAGUCUUGAAGAACCUGAAGGUGGAAGAAGUACGGAACGCUGAGGUGGACGGGAAACACGUGACCAUCGAUGUGGAAGACCACGCCCAGCUGAGCCUGACACUGUCCGAGCUCCAGUGGUUCGAUGGGCUGCUCAGUGUCCGUGACCAGUUCGUCGGCAGUGAGUCCCCGUACUUCUUCUUUAACUCGGUCGGCGGGAGGUGCGAGAAGGUCCUCAGCUACUUCAAGACUGAGUGGACACGGAUGGGGUUUGGAGGCAGUUUUACCUUCCGCCAUCUUCGUACCUCCAUGGUGCACCACACAAAGAACCUGACUCCACACAAAAGGCUGUCCAUACACCGGGCGAUGUGCCAUUCCGAGGCAGUCGCCUCCAAAUUCUAUGUGCCGCUGAACACGGUACAGGAGGCCGCUGGUGUUCGCAGAUUGCAGGAGGGAGAGGAGGAGCCCGAAGACCGCCCCCACUGCAGCAGCAGCCGCCCCAGCAGCAGCCGCCCCAGUACCCUCCGCAGCCUCCGCCAGGAAUUCGGCGAGUCAGGGACUGUCGACACCGACUCUUCUGGAGAGGACACCAGACGACCUGAGGAGGAAAAGUCCUCUUCAGAAGAGGUUCAAGGUUCCAAGCGCAAGCACGUGAGACGUGCCAUCCUGGACACUUCAUCAGAGUCGGAUGAACCCUUCGUCUUGAGGAUGCCCAGGAAGUCUAGUCCUCACCCGGGUUACGACAUCUUGGGAGGUGGGCCCUCUCUGGAACACAACUACGUCGGGACUCCAGUGAAGGUAAGUCAGGAUGCAAUGAAGGCGAUCACCGAAUCCGGCAAGCCCACCGUUCGACUGAGCAUGCUGGUGCUCACGUCCUCUUCUUCCUCGGACAAAGAAGAACAAGUGGAGGAAAUGCCCCUCGAGCCCAGUGCCACGUUUUAGAGUGUUUAAUGUUUUUUUGGGUGUUUUACUGUUACCACAGCAGUACAUUGUUGUUUAGCCUAGGGGCAAGUUCAAGUUGAUUUUGUAUAAUGGGUUUUUAAGUUAUAAGUUAAAAAUUUUUUUUUUUUUACGAAUAUUUACAUUUCUUUUACUCAAUCACGGAAUAUGUUUAAUAUCGGGUGCACAUGUUUAUGUGCCAUGACCACGUGUUGUUGAUGGGUUUGUAUCGGUGAGUAAUGUUCUCGUAAAUAGUGUUUUUUGUCGUUGCGCUCGUGUGUGAUAUGUUCAUGUUGUUAAUAAAUGGCGAAUUGUUGAGAAAAA
Molecule: messenger RNA, 1455 nt
Organism: Trichomycterus rosablanca
Lineage: Eukaryota; Metazoa; Chordata; Actinopteri; Siluriformes; Trichomycteridae
Exons: 6
Coding region: 1-1134 (377 amino acids)
Source: RefSeq, a predicted model, not a curated record